Messenger RNA from Trypanosoma conorhini, 1137 nucleotides. Its product is annotated as putative delta-1-pyrroline-5-carboxylate dehydrogenase. The coding region runs from base 1 to 1137 and encodes 378 amino acids. NCBI's taxonomy places the organism in Eukaryota, Euglenozoa, Kinetoplastea, Trypanosomatida, Trypanosomatidae. The transcript has a single exon. Gene Ontology annotation, cellular component: mitochondrion; ribosome. The record is from RefSeq and is a predicted model, not a curated record. Gene Ontology annotation, biological process: translation. Gene Ontology annotation, molecular function: structural constituent of ribosome; RNA binding.
AUGUACGCCCGCUUCCGCACACGCUCCAAGUUCUACAAGCGUCCUGAACGGCCGCUGCGCGCGUACAAUGUGAGUCCCAACACGCUGCGCCGCCCGAAGGUCAAGCCGGGCCUUCUCAGGGGCGUGCACAGCGACGAAACCGUGGACCUGCGGGAUCGGGAGCGGCUGGAGCUGCUGGAGUCGAUUCGUCACCCCAGGGAGCGCGACUUUUACCAGGACCACACGUACCACAACCAGUGGAUUCGCCGCGACCUGGAACAACACCAGAAGAUGCAGUUGUCGGCGCGUUACCGCUACUUUGCCCCGGAUUACGUCAUCACACCGUGGAUCUGGUACCCGGGCGACGUGGUGGAGGUGGUGAGCGGCGAGGGCGUGGGGCAGCGCGGGGCGAUCAUCGCGGUGGCGAAGUACAAGAAUGAGAUCAUCGUGCAGAACAUCAACGUGCAGGAUGUGGUGAUCCCUGCGUCGGAGACGCGGCCGGAGCAGGUGGUGCAGCGGGAGCACCCCAUCAGUGUGGGGCGGGUGCGACACGUGGACCCGUCGACGAACGAGCUGUGCAACCUGGACGUGGUGCGGGUGCGCAACAAGGAGACGGGGGCGCUGGAGGAGAAGCGCAUGAGCCUUGAGAGCGGGGUCCUGCUGCCGAUCCCCCCGCUCGACAGCAGCAUGGAGGUGGGCGACCCUUUGAAGGACACGCCCAUCCAGGACGCGGACGAGGCAACGUACGACCGUGAGGCGGAGAUGGCGGUGCUGGUGCAGCGGCGCCUGCACGCGAUGGAGGACUAUUUUGUCCGCAGUUUGCGGGAUUCGUACAACUUCCACGAGCCGCUGCGGGCGAAGAACGCGGAGGACAUGCGCGCCUUCCAGUCAGGCGUCGUGGAUGCGGCGUCGACGGCGUUGGCGGAGAAACUGCUCGCCGUCGACGGGACUGCGCUCCCCGCGUGGUGGAAGGACGCCAUCGCCCCGCACGUGGAGGGCAUCAAGGCGGAAAUGCUUGCUGCGGCGGAAGAAGAAGAAGAAGCCGCCAAGGCGGCGACGGCGGCCGACGGCGAGACGUUAGAGAGAGCCAUGGAGCAGGAGGACGGCUUCAUCGAGGAUGGGGAAGAGGAGGAGGGUGAAUCCGACAUGGAGACGUGA